Molecule: messenger RNA, 1413 nt
Organism: Lathyrus oleraceus (garden pea)
Lineage: Eukaryota; Viridiplantae; Streptophyta; Magnoliopsida; Fabales; Fabaceae
Product: F-box protein 7
Exons: 11
Coding region: 184-1173 (329 amino acids)
Biological process (GO): SCF-dependent proteasomal ubiquitin-dependent protein catabolic process
Cellular component (GO): SCF ubiquitin ligase complex; cytoplasm
Molecular function (GO): protein binding
Source: RefSeq, a predicted model, not a curated record
GGAUUACAAACGUGGAAUUUCAGAUUUCGUCUGGUAAGCAACGCGACACGUCGUCGUUUUGACACAGUCGGUUCAAUUCUUCAAUCCAUACCGUGAUUCUGAAUCAUUUCCUUCCCUUUACCUCAAUUUCGUUUUCAGAAUUUCGUCAACGAACCUCACUCUGCUCUGUUUCCUCAUGUCAUCAUGGCCUCAGGUUCAGAUUUUGCUUUAACUGUCCCUUCUGAACUGGAAUCAGCUUUGAAGUUGAAGACCGUUAACUACUUUGUUACAAGGAGGCCAUGGCUUGAUCUUUAUGGAGUUAAUGUAAGACCUGUUGCGCCGUUUGGAAGUACAAGUAGAAAGCCUUAUGUGGAUUCCGCACUUAUACACCGCGCCUUACCAGAUGAGCUGCUCUUUGAGGUCUUUGCUCGAAUGACUCCAUAUGAUUUGGGAAAAGCAUCUUGUGUAUGUAGGAAGUGGCGGUAUACAGUCCGUAACCCUGCAUUUUGGCGCAAUGCAUGCUUGAAGGGUUGGCAGCUCUCUGGAGCGGUUGAGAACUACCGGAUACUUCAAUCAAAAUACGACGGCUCAUGGCGGAAAAUGUGGCAUUUACGACCAAGGUUGCGAACUGAUGGUCUUUAUGCAAGUAGAAAUACCUACAUUCGGGCUGGAGUUGCAGAAUGGAAAAUCACUAAUCCAGUUCACGUGGUCUGUUAUUUCCGGUACCUGAGAUUUUUUCCUUCUGGGAGAUUUCUUUACAAGAAUUCUUCUCAAAAGAUCAAGGAUGUCGUGAAGUGCAUGAACUUUCGAUCAUCUAAAGCAGACAGUGUCUUUGGUGGGCACUACACAUUGACAGAUGACAAGGUUGAAGCUGCUGUCUUGUAUCCAGGCAUGCGACCUACUGUUUUGAGGAUGCGCUUGAGGUUAAGAGGAACAACAACAGGGGCAAACAAUAGGAUGGAUUUGAUCUCACUUGUCACUAGUGGUGUGAACACUAACGAGGCAAGUGCAUAUGAGGAGGACAUUCUUGGAGUCGUUGAGGGAUGGCAGGAUGAUGAAACACACAAUCCAGAUGUGCCAGCAGUCUCGCAUAAAAGGGGCAUGACCCCUUUUGUCUUUGUUCCAUUUGAUGAGGUGGAGACAUCUGUUUUGAAUUUGCCCGUGGAGAAAAUGGAUUUUUACGUUCCUGGUUGAAUGAUGCCCUAAGAUAUAUCUGGUUCAGUUGUAAAUAUUAUGUAUGUUCAAAUAUAAGGCCAUAAUAAUGUGUACUUACAUGCAUGUACAACUAAGGAGUGACGUGAUUUGAUUCUGGCUCAUGUUGUAUUUAUCUCUUGUUUUGCUUUGUGCAUCUAGGUAGUCACAGACGGUUUGUACAUAAUGGGAAAAUUUGUAAUUGUAAUUUGUUACAUACAAAUCAAGUUGUAUUUCGAAUCA